Molecule: messenger RNA, 1011 nt
Organism: Symbiodinium sp. CCMP2456
Lineage: Eukaryota; Dinophyceae; Suessiales; Symbiodiniaceae
Source: the annotation of a GenBank genome assembly
AUGUUCGACGUCACCGACCUCCUCGACUGCCGCAGCGGAUAUCAGAAUUGGGCAUUGCUCGCAAGUCUCUUUCUGAUCCGAGUCCUGCGCCCAGCGUCCCUGCACAUGCACCUACAUGCCACGCGGCAAAUUCGCAGCUGGGACGAGAUUGCUUGGCCUUGUGCUUGGCUCCUCUUCUUCCUUUGUGGCUUCCUGCUGCGCAACCUCGGCUACCAUCUGCAAGCCCUCGUGCAGUCUGUGUCGGAACGUUUAUGGCCGAUGGAAGGAAGGCGCUUGCAGAAGGCCCGCCGGGCGGGCAUUGUGGUCCGUCAAUGUAUUGAGACGAUAUGGUGCCUGCUCUUCGCUGCAUUCCUAGCGAUCGGGGAAGAUUGCCAUGGCGAGUACGUCGUGUCUGGUGCUGUUGCUUCCGGGAGGUUUUACAACGGUGACUAUCACCUUGCCGGACGAUACGGGGAAAGGCCCUUCUACACGAAGAGUGUGGGCGUCGGUUUCAUUUACUUCUGGGGCGUAUCUAGUCAAUGGAGACUCUCCGAUCAGUUGAAUGAUACGCUGGAGGAAGUUGACAUGGGCUAUGCGCCAUUAGUGCAUGCUGCAACCCCACCGACCGAAGGCGAUUGGGUUCUCAAGGACCCCUUCGCAGGGCCAUGCACCUGCCAGGACGAGCCACCCAACAUCUCCGUGUGCCACGAGCCAACGUGCGAAGGCGAUCUGAUGGUUUCGGAAAUGGGGCCGACGCAGAGCCAGGGCAACGGCCAGUAUGCUUACACAGAGGACCACAACGCCAAGCCGUUCUAUAGGCAGAUCGGAGGAGAUUCCAUAAUCUACUUCGACGUUACUUGGCACAUCAACACGCUAUCUAACUCGACGGACCGGGCAACCUUCAUCGCUCCAACAUCACCGCUCCCACCCCUCGGGCAGUGGGUGACAGAAGGCCGGCAUGUCAAUGAUGUCUGCAUAGCCCGCUGGGUGGGACGGAUUGUGCCUCGUAAGCCAUUGUCCUUGGACUGUUAA